GGGGCAGAUUAGCGUUGAGGGCAGUAAUCUGGUUUCAGCACCAUGGAUAGCAGGCACUCGCGGGCAGACAGCGCUCAACCGUUCAUUAGAGAUACACAUUUCGAUUUGUUUUAGAAGUUUUUUUUGACUUGCUGAAAUAACAUUGUCUUAUCUCAAUUUCAAAUGUAGUCAUGGGAAGUUUUUUUAUUUUCUUGAAAUUCUACUCACGGUUAAGGAUAGACUAUUUGAGCUGAAUUAGGAGACAAUUAACACAAAAAAGAGGGCAUGCGUGCGUAAAACAACUAUAAACUGUGUGGGCCAGUUUGGUUAAUGAAGGAAGGUUUAAUGGUUUACGAGUGAGUAAGAGGUAAAGGGCGGAGGGAGAAGGUGACAGCGAAGAGGGCUGCGCGCUCAAGCGGGAGUGCGCGUAGACAGCAUAUCGGUCGGAACCCCGAGUCGCGAGGAUGGAGAUCCGACCAGAUAGGUUUAAAAUCGUCGCUGGCGAGACCCUCGGAAAAUUACACAAAAUCCUAGAAAAGCGUCAGGAAAAUGGCGAGACCAUUGAACUCACCGAUGAAGGCCAGGCGGUUAUUGUGGGGGAAAAGGAAAUGCCCGUGGUAGACUGCACAUGCUUUGGCCUGCCCCGGCGUUACAUCAUUGCCAUCCUCUCCGGCUUGGGCUUCUGCAUUUCCUUCGGCAUCCGAUGCAACCUGGGCGUGGCCAUCGUAAGCAUGGUCAACAACCACACUGUCUACAAGGACAACAAGCCGUACCUCGAGAAAGCUCAGUUCAACUGGGAACCGGAGACGGUUGGAAUGAUCCACGGUUCAUUUUUCUGGGGAUACAUCGUAACCCAAAUACCUGGGGGAUUCAUCUGUCAAAAGUUCGCGGCUAACAGAGUCUUCGGCUUUGCCAUAGUGGCCACCUCAUGCCUGAAUAUGUUGAUCCCAUCGGCAGCACGCACUCACAUCGGUUGCGUUAUCCUCGUCAGGAUAUGUCAAGGACUCGUGGAGGGUGUUUCGUACCCAGCGUGCCACGGCAUCUGGGCAAAAUGGGCUCCGCCCCUGGAAAGAAGUCGAUUGGCCACAACGGCCUUUUGCGGAUCCUAUGCGGGAGCUGUGAUAGCCAUGCCACUGGCUGGGGUUCUGGUCCAGUACUCUGGGUGGCCAUCUGUGUUCUAUGUUUAUGGAAGCUUUGGGGUUUUAUGGUAUCUAUUCUGGAUCCUGGUGUCAUACGAGAGUCCUGCAGCCCACCCCACCAUCACAGAUGAGGAGAAGAUAUACAUUGAGGAGGCUAUUGGAAUGUCCGCCGCUAACUCAACACCUGUCACAAAAUGGAAUACACCUUGGAAAGCCUUCUUCACUUCGAUGCCGGUCUACGCGAUCAUCGUGGCCAAUUUCUGUAGAAGCUGGACCUUCUACUUGCUCCUCAUCAGCCAACCUGCAUACUUUGAGGAAGUGUUUGGGUUUGAGAUCAGCAAGGUAGGUUUGGUGUCGGCUCUUCCCCAUCUAGUGAUGACGAUCAUAGUGCCCAUCGGUGGCCAGCUGGCUGACUACCUGCGCUCACACAAAAUCAUGAGCACCACCAACGUCCGGAAAAUGAUGAACUGUGGAGGUUUUGGAAUGGAAGCAACCCUACUUCUUGUGGUCGGGUUUUCCCAUACUAAAGCAGUGGCUAUCACCUUCUUGGUUCUGGCUGUGGGCUUCAGUGGGUUCGCCAUUUCAGGCUUCAACGUGAAUCACCUGGACAUCGCUCCCCGCUAUGCCAGUAUCCUCAUGGGCAUCUCCAACGGCGUAGGCACACUGUCUGGCAUGGUGUGCCCCCUCAUUGUUGGCGCCCUGACCAAACAUAAGACGAGGGAAGAGUGGCAGUAUGUGUUUCUCAUUGCUGCGCUCGUUCAUUAUGGAGGUGUUAUAUUCUAUGGGGUUUUUGCCUCGGGAGAAAAGCAAUGGUGGGCAGAGCCUGAGCAACUCAGCGAUGAGAAAUGUGGAAUUCUGGAUGAGGAUGAAUUGGCCAACGAGACGGAUGAGUUGUACCGUACCAGCGGUGGAGGAGGCUACGGAGCAACGAAACAAGCCCAGGAUCCCAAUGGAGGAGGAGGCCCAGGGACUUGGGUUUCGGACUGGGACAAAACUGAGGAGUUGGUACAACCACCAGGAACUAAUAACUACCUGUAUGGAGGAGGGGAAGACAGGGAGCUAACAUAGAUGGAGUUACAGCUAGACGUUACAGGUUGGGGUAAUAGUUAGGAAGAGUACAUAAGAGUGAAGCGUUUCCUUGCGGCACAGGAACUUGAAAAUAUGUGCGGCGGAUGGAUGGGACGAGGACAAGGAGAUUGAUGAAAGCCAUCCUGAACAAAGAAAUAUUACCAAGAACUGAAAAUGAUUGUACAAAAGAGUUAGCAAGAUGAGCUAUAGCUGUACUAAACGUAUGUAUGUGAGUGUGGUUUUGCAUUUGUGACUGUGUGUGGAACAAGAUCACCAGGAGUAUUUUAGGGCACCAAGCAUCUUCGUGAAUACUGGGACACCUCUUAUGAAAAAGGGAUAUUUUUAGGCCUAGUUUGGCUGCGUUCAUUGUGUGUAGACUAACCCACUAUAAGGGUUGUUAGGUUGGUUUUAGUUCAAAACGACUAACACUCAUGUUCUUUUUAAACACGUUUGUCAUAAGACUGCCAGUAGACGGACAAUUGAUGGCCCUUAGUUAUAUUACAAUCCAUCAACGAAAGACAAAUUAUGUUGGAGCAAAUGUUUACUCCAACUAUGAUCACGCUCACACUUAAGAAAAAGCAUCUAACUUGUGCCAAUACAGUAAAGUAUUUCGUACUGUAGUAUUGGUUUGCUCAAUCUGGUGAGAUGCAAUCUCAAAAUGCAAGCCUCGGCCACAUCUUGAAAAGUUAUUGACAUCCACACUGCUAGGCGGAAUGCUGUAUCUUUAGUCUGUGCGUAAAGCUCCAUUUUUCAUGUCUACCAAUUGUAUAGUUUAUUAGGCCUCUAACUUGUCUGUUUGGUUGAAAAUUAUUGUUUAUUGACGCGUUGCCUUGUACAGAAUUACAAGGGAGGUGGUGUUUAGACACAAAGCAAGAGAAGGGUAAGAAAAAUAGUUGCACCCAAGACAAUCACAGAUUCACCUAUUAUCUAGUAUAUACAGUAAAUAUCACAUUCAGGACAUUUGUUGGAAUCUUCAAUACGUUUUUUAUUGUAUUUGAUUUUAUAUGGCUGUAUCAAGGUGUUUCGGGUAAGGACAUUUCACGAUUGCAAAAAAACGUCAUAGUAUUGUUCAGUCACAAGUCUGCAUUCUGUACACUGCGGGUAAAUUAUACUCUCCACCUUUAACUGUGAUGUAGUUACGUAUGUUAUUGUAGCUCUGUUUGUAUCAAUUCCCACUGUUUGUCUUGCCUGUGAUAUAUUGCAGUGUCAGGGGCACUUUCACUGAAGAAGCAGUUUGCUGGCACCAAGGAGCCAAAAAAACACCUGCCAGCCUGUGCCCCGCAUCACAGUGACUAAGCAAUAACCCACCGAGGGAGAGAUACUCUGUUGUCAUGAGCUCAACGAGGGCCCACUAUGACCCUAUCAAUCACGGAUCCAAAUCAAUCACAGUGACCGCUUUGAAGGGAAAAAGGGUGCGUGAGGCUAUGUGUGCCUGUCAAUGGUUCACUGUGCAAACCUGGGAUUGAUGGAGCCUCCCUCUGUGCUCAUUAGGGAUCCAACACAAGUAAACAGACGGAAACAGGGAGGGACCGAUCCAAUUAGAAACAGUCUUUCUUUUUUUCUUUGCAUAACCUGACAUAGAAUUGACUUGGCGAGAAGGAAAGAAAAAUCUAGGGGGAGGGUCUCUUCUGCACUGUUCAGCCAAUCCAGUAACAUUAUUCUUUUUAACAUCCAGAAGCGGAAGUCAGGCUUUCUCUUUCUGUUCUCCCUGAAAAACUGAAAAAUAGUGUUCCCUGGUGAAUUCAAUCCUGGUGUCCAGACAAAGCAGAGAAGUGGGACCAGAGAUCUCUCCCGCAAAGGCCUCCCUCUUUCAAGCUUUCUAUCUCUCGAUCUCUCUGUCUUUCUCUACUUUCCUUUACCUGUGUAGCCUGCAGUGAAGUGUAAAUCUGGAUGAAUGUAGAAAAUUGGGUGGCUAGAUUCUGAAUGCACUUAGUCAAAAAGCAAUAAAUAUUAAAUUAUGUAUGUCACUGAACAUUUUGAAUUUCUGUAGAUAAAUAACUUUACUGGUAAGCGUUGUGAGUUGUCUAGUGAGCCUUAGAGCCCUCAAAGAAAUAAAAGCUAUGUUUUUAUUGGCAAGAAGUGUUAUAUCAUAGUUAGACUUGGAUCAAAUUCAUACUGUAUGUCAAAUAACGUUUGAGUGCCCUUGAUUUAGCUUGGAGCUUGAACUUGACUCUUUUGUACCAGACAAACGAAAUCAGUUGUAGCUCAAGUAAUUAACAUUAUAUUUGUGUUCGACCCAUGUCUGAUGACUUUGACUGGAGAUUUUGCUUCAGUCCCAGCAGAUACUAUAACUUACAGUAUAAUUACUCUUUCACAGUCUUGUACAAUGAAAAUCAUUAACUGUUAGGGACUUAACUGAUAUUGUUGUUAUUGUUAUGUGUUUUUGUUUCUUUUCUUUUUCAAACUGAUCUGUCAGAACUGUUUGGUUCUUUACUGUAAAAUGCAAAAUGUUAUGUGUACAAAACAUGUACAUGUGGAAGAAUAUUGGAUAAUAAAAUAUAGAAGACAA
Molecule: messenger RNA, 4695 nt
Organism: Esox lucius (northern pike)
Lineage: Eukaryota; Metazoa; Chordata; Actinopteri; Esociformes; Esocidae
Product: vesicular glutamate transporter 1
Exons: 13
Coding region: 444-2186 (580 amino acids)
Biological process (GO): neurotransmitter loading into synaptic vesicle; monoatomic anion transport; transmembrane transport
Cellular component (GO): excitatory synapse; synaptic vesicle membrane
Molecular function (GO): L-glutamate transmembrane transporter activity; neurotransmitter transmembrane transporter activity
Source: RefSeq, a predicted model, not a curated record